This is a messenger RNA of Penaeus vannamei (Pacific white shrimp), 4895 nucleotides long. RefSeq names its product syntaxin-1A. The record is from RefSeq and is a predicted model, not a curated record. Lineage: Eukaryota; Metazoa; Arthropoda; Malacostraca; Decapoda; Penaeidae. Gene Ontology annotation, cellular component: plasma membrane; endomembrane system; SNARE complex. Gene Ontology annotation, biological process: intracellular protein transport; vesicle fusion; exocytosis. Gene Ontology annotation, molecular function: SNAP receptor activity; SNARE binding.
CCUUUGUAGUACAGCCUUCCUUAGAAUCUUGAGACCUUAGAAAUUUGGACCCAUACCAGAAAUCGUGUCUGAUAAUUUUCAGCUAAUUUCAGAGUACAGUGAAUAUAAGUGAAAUACUGUGCUUUACCUAAAGAACCCAGAACAACCAGGCAGGAUGGUGCGUGACAGGCUGCAAGAGUUUCAGAGCCGGGUGGAGAAGUUCCGCAAAGAUGGGGAGCUUCAGCGAAGGGACGAGGACUCUGUGUCUGUUACCCUGUUUAUCGAGCCAGAUGAAGUCCAGCAAGAGCAACUGUUGGAAAUGUUGCAUAAGAUUGGUCCUAUGUAUUCGAAGCUGAAGGACAUUGAGAAGGGCGUGGAGGACCUCCGUGGGAUCCUACAUGAGCAUGACAAUCGUCAGCAAGUGGAGGAGAAGAUUGGCAGACUGAAGAGUGAAAUGCGGCACAUCCAGGGCGCUUUGGAGGAGGUGAAGAAAAAGCGAGAGAAUUCAAGCGGGGUGGUGCAACAUGCCGCGAGAACUCAUCACCUCUCACUUGCCAUCCACCUGUCUUUUAUGCUCGAGGAGCUCUCUGGAAUGCAGAUUGACAUGCAUGACCGGCAUAAGCAGUAUGUACGCAAGGAACUCAUGAUAACAACAGGUCAUGAUGAGAGGAACGAAGAAGAACUUGAAUCCCUCUUAGAGCAGUCCACUGAAAUCUUCACACAAAAUAUCAUCAAGGAAACGCAGUUGGCACGGCAGCAGUUGCAGGACCUGCAGGACAGGCAUGAAACUGUCAUUAAAUUGGAGAAAUCUAUAACGGAACUUUGUCAGUUAUUCCAGGACCUGGCAUUACUAGUGCACCAGCAAGGAGAAACCAUUGACAGAAUAGAGUCGCACAUGUUUGAGGCGCAGGAGAGGGCCACCAAGGCGAAAGAACAGCUGCAAGAAGCCGUUGUCAACAAGAAGAAAGCUAUGAAAAAGAAAUUCAUCCUGUAUAUGAUCGGAGCAACCUGCCUGCUUGUUGUGGCUUUGAUUAUUAUAUUCAGUUUUGUGGGCUGAGGAGGAUGAAGACCCUCCCUGGUUCUGUGCCCCUCACAUCGGUGUUCAAGAGGACGGCUAAUAAAUUGUCAGCGAGUGAUAUCUGCGUUGUCUUUUUAGUGUGAAUAUUUAUUUUGUUUAUUAUGUGGAAUAAAAGAAUAAUAGCUUGAAGGCCACUCCAUUUUGCAGUGGGAUUGGUCUUUAGGAAUGUGCGGUUGGGUUUGAAUUGUGCAUUUUGCAUUUUAGAAAGUCAAAAUAUUUACCCUGGCUGGUGUAUUAUUGAAAAGGUCAUGCAUUUUCUUUUUUCGUCUUGCUAAUUCCAAAAUCCAUUUUGUUUACUUUAUUUUUAUGAGAGUUCAAAUUGGCUUUAUAUUUUGUACUAAAUGAUAAGAUAAGAAUUAUGUUUUGCACCAAUUUAAAGAAAGACUAUAUUUUUGGCAGAAUUAUUGUUAUUAUUAACAUUAUUAUUGAUAUAUGUAUUUUUUAAAGGUAGGCUAGGAAUAUUUACCACACCAUCGAUAAUUUUGUGAUAUUAGGAUACAUAGAGAAGAGAAUGUAUGAUGCUAUUUUUCAAACUGACCAUGUAAAGAGUACUGGAAUAUUUUUUUACCAAUAUGACCUUUUAUGUUGCACGUAAAAGAUUAUUGUUCUAGGAAUCUUCCAGGUAAGAAAUCCGUAUAAAGUAUCUAAUAUUACAGUUGUAUGAGUUUGAUGAUUUGGCACAAAAGGAGUAAGCUGCCAAAAUACCAUUCUUUUGUUUUCUCCUAAGAGCAGAGGAGUAGUCUUCAUGCAUUGAUAAUGCACAAUAAACUAAUAUAGAAUCUCUGUAAGAGAAGAAUGUGUUCAUAAAUUAAUGGCAUAUAUAUCUGUAUUGAUGCAGAUUUGUUAUUAUUAUUUUCAUUAUUAUUAUUACUAUCUAUUAUUAUUAUUAUUAUUAUCAUCAUCAUUAUUUUAUGAGAUUGAACACCUUUUGGGAAAUAUUUUGAAUUUAUUUUAAUUAAUUUUACCUUUAGUCACAAGCAUGCACUUGGAUGCACACCAACACCUUUUCUUUUCUAUAACUUCCAUUUUCCUCUCUUUUCCACAUUGUUUUUCCUUUUUUUAGUCUAUGCUUUCUAAAAAUUCUUUGUCUUAUGAUGAGGAAGUAUGUAAUGUUUGUUAAAGAGCUGGAGUAAUCAUUGUUUCUUUUUUGAUUUCAUCAUUCAUUGUAUUUUCCUAUUUGUUUAUUUAUUUCUCUGAGGCAUCAAGAACUUCAUGCUUUAAACAGUUAUUAUCUGAAUCUGUUUUCUGUCUUACAAAGGAGUAUUUUACAGGGAAUAUGAAGUCAAUCAGCAAAUCUUUUCUCCAAAUGACAGUCUGUUUAUCAAUAACAUUUUAAAAAUAAUAUAUAUAUGUAUAUUUAUAAGUUGUAGCCUAUAACUUGUAACUCCGUGCCUACAUCACUGGAUCUUUUCCUUUGACAGUGAGUUAUCCCAGAACAAUUCACAAUAUCCUCAGGAAUGUAAUUUUUGUAUCCAGAUAUUCCUAUUUUGCAUUUGCUUUGCAUUACCCGGUUUGAUAUUGGUUUAUUAGAGAUUGCGGUAUUUAGUUCUCGAAUAUUGUACUGGUUGAAUAUUUCAGUUUAGCAAAAUUGAGGAUAAAAAUGAAUGAAAGAAAUGGAAAAUUUAGAAUGUAUUUCCAUUCUGUCGGCAUCUACUUCCUCUUCUUCUUCUAUAUGCCUUCAGUUUUAUUUUCUUCUCCUAUCUUGUCUUAUACUUCUUUUUAUUUUAUUUGUUCCUUCUCUUUGUGACCCAGCUGCAGUCGUUACAACUAUAUUUUUAAGACGUUGAAGUAACAGUUAUUUAUUUCACAAAAGGGCAUAGAGGCCUAGCCAAACGUGGUAUGGUAACUCCUUAGGCUUCAUACCUCAUUGUAGUUCCUGGUGAUGUUGAUAUGAUUAUUUUGUUCUUGUGUUACUUUGUUCAUGAUUUGUAUAAUGAUUCGAGUGUAUGCAGGUGUUGAAGGCAUUGUGUUUAGUGACUUCAGGUGCUCAGUGUUAGUAUAGAAUUUGUUUUGUUUAACUAUCACGAAGUCCUCUUUGGAAAGAUAACAUUUUGUACCGCCUUAUCCCGGAAAUAUUUUGGAAAGAUAACAUUCUGUACCGCAAUAUCCCGGAAACAUUGACUCAUUUUCGGGUAUGUGGUUAAUUUUUUUUAUUGUUAUUAGUGGAUAAUGGAUUUUGAUGUCAAUAUUUGCCUGGGACAGAAUGGGUUUUUAUUUUUAUUUUUUAUUUAUUUAUUUAUUUAUUUUAGAUUUAUUUAUUUAUUUUUUAAGAGUGAACCACAAUUUCUUUCAUUUUGUAUAUUUGAUAAAGCUGUUUUAUAGUAAUCUGUAUAUUUGAUGAUAAUUUAAAAGUUAGGAGGAUUUUCUUUAUUCCUUAAUUUAUAAAUGUGCAAGCAACAUGCAGAGCUCUUGUUAACUUUAUUGGUAAUUUUGAUUAUUCACCUUUCAUAUUUUUUUCUUCUUUUAAGAGAAAAAAAUUAUAUCAGUUUGUUAUAAUUAGAUUUUCAGAUUCAUAUGGCACUUUUAUAUUAUAGCAUUUACUCAAAAUUGUUUCAAGUUUAGAUAUAAGGUUCAUAUUGGCAAAUUUGUAAAGAUAGGAAGAUGUUCCUAUAGAAGAAGGAAAAAUUAUUAUCUUAAUUUUAAUGAAGAAAUUAUUUGAGAUUGGUGGAAUUUUAAGAAUUAUAACUUUGCAUUUUUAAGCCAAUAUUUUGGUAAUAUAUUUGAGUUUCUCUAUUGUCUAACCUAAAUACAAACAAAACUUCACUUCCACAAUCAGACAUCACCUAUUACACGUGCCUUCAAAAAUAUUGUGCCUUUUAUCUUUUUUCAAACACAAAAUAAUUGGGUGCUUAAACAGUAAAGACCCAUUCAUUUGCUUUUAAUCUCAAUAAGUGACACUUGGAGAGAAUUAGAAAAGUGAUAUGAAAUUCUUCCUAUCUGAGAAAUACUGUAGCAGAUAUGCAGGAUUUUCUGCAUAAGUAAUUGAAAGUGCAUGUGUUUUCCAUUUACCAUUUCUCAUGUGUGGUUUCAUGCCCUGUAUGUGUAUGUGUAUAUUUGAAUGAAUGUAGCUGAAAAUAUGAGACAUAAAUAGUAUUUGAUACAAUCUAUAAUUUGAUGUUUUGUUUUACAUAUGUGUAUAUUUUAUGAGAUAUAAGAGAGGCAACUGGUUUGUGAUCGGGCGGCAGCUUUUAUAAACCGUUUCAACCAGUGGAAAUUUUCCGUUUGGCUGCUUGAUUGUCAAUGUAUGAAUUAAUGUUGACAUAUAGAAUUUAUCAUUAUUUUUCUUUCUUUCUGCAGAAGGGCUUGGUUAAAAUAUUGGUUAAUGACUAUCAUACUUUAGAUGUUAAAACACAAAUAUGCUACAAUUGUGUUUCAGCUUCCACAUUUAUAUAUAUUCAUUUGUAGCAAAUCUGUUGGGAAAUCUAGAAAAUAUAGUAUUUAUGAUAAUGAAAACCAUCCGAUCAAAUGUGAAAAGCAGCAUAUUUAUUGCCUUUUAUGUCACCAGCUUCUUCCUAAGACAUGAUAUCCAUGAUAUCCACAUCAUUCAUUUAUUUGCAUGCUAAGGGUCAAUGUAGCAUGGUAGUAAAAGGGUUAAUGUAGAUUUAUAUUUGCACUUGUACUAAAUAAUCUGACUUGGCUAUACAAGGGACCAAAGACCUAAAUAUAAGCUGGUGCCUUAAUGUGUAGUUAUUAAUGUUUCAUGAAUGACUGAAUCAUGCAUGUAUGGUAAUAAUGCAAUAAAAUGUACUUAAUCCUGAAAUACUUAAAUGCAUUUGUGAUGAAUUAUAUAAUGCCUUGUUUUUGUAUCGUCAAAUAAUUAAAAUUGGAUAUAAUGGAA